UUAAACCCACCAGCAGUAGUGAGAGCCAGUGAGCCAGGGACAUGAACAUGAACCUUCCUAUUUGAUACAACUAGGUUUUCCCAAAUGGGUCAAUAGAUCUUGAAGCCAAAAAGAGAGGAAUAAAAUAUGAAAAACUAGUAAGGGAGAAAAACAAAAUGAAAGAUUACAACAGAGCAAAGAUAAGAUCACACAGGGCUCAAUGAUUCUGCCCAUAUCAUAUCAUAUGAGGUUAAAAAGAGCCAACCCAGCCUCCCUUUCCUAACCCCACCACUUGCCGUUUCAAAAAGUGCUUAUUCAAAGUGUUUUGGGGAAGAGGAAACCAAACCCACCCCACAGUAUACCCCCUAAACCAACACCCCAUUGUAAGAGAGUAAGAGAGAGCAUCAGCAUUCAGCACUCUGCAGCAGCACCACCAUCAUCUCUGUGUUUUUUUUUUCCUUGCGUGGGUCUCUCUGCUGACUGCUCUUCCUGGCACACUCUCUGCCCUCUGCCACAAACCAUAUGGCAAUACCAGCACCUCUGCUAACAGAGGCUCGCCUCUCUGCUCUCUCCAUUAACCUUUACACCCUUUAGUCAAAGACUCAAUUUUUUUUGGCCGAAAGAACCAAACUUUUGAUAUUGUUAACCAAUGGCUAAAGGUCUCAGCUUCCUCCUUUCUUUGCUUCUUUGCUUGCCAUUCUUGUCACAAGGCGAGAAGAACCAGGCUGAGAUCCAAUCAUUAACAUCUUUCAAGCUCAAUCUCCAUGACCCACUUGGAGCUUUAAACGGAUGGGAUCCAUCAACACCUGCAGCUCCAUGCGACUGGCAUGGAGUUGCAUGUACCAACAACCGAGUGACCGAGCUACGUCUACCUCACCUCCAACUCAGUGGUCGACUCAGUGACCGUCUCUCUGACCUUAAGUUUCUUACCAAACUCAGCCUCCGUUCCAACUCCUUCAACGGCACCAUUCCUUCCACUCUCUCCCAAUGCAAGCUUCUACGCGCUGUUUUCUUGCAGUACAACUCGCUAUCCGGAACAUUACCGUCCGAGAUAAGUAAUCUCACUGAUUUAACCAUUUUAAAUGUAGCUCAAAACCAUUUAUCCGGCGAAAUCUCCGGAGAUCUCCCACAAAAUAUCAAGUAUCUUGAUCUUUCUUCAAACUCAUUUUCUGGUUCGAUUCCUAGAAGCAUUGCUAAUUUAUCACAGCUUCAACUUAUUAAUCUUUCGUAUAACCAGUUUUCCGGUGCGAUUCCCGCUAGCUUUGGUGAGCUUCAGCAGCUUCAGUAUCUCUGGCUUGAUUAUAAUCUUUUAGAAGGGACUUUACCUUCAGCUUUAGCCAACUGCUGUUCACUUAUUCAUUUUAGUGCUGAGGCCAAUGCGCUUGGUGGGGUUAUCCCUGCAGCUAUUGGAGCUCUUCCUAAGCUUCAAGUUGUUUCACUUUCUCAUAACAAUCUCUCAGGAACAGUGCCGGCUUCUUUGUUCUGUAAUGUGACUGCUUAUCCGCCUUCCGUUCGGAUUGUUCAGUUGGGGUUUAAUUUGUUUACGAAUGUUGUUGGUCCUGCAUCGGGGAUAUGUUAUAGUGUUUUACAAGUUUUGGAUCUUUCUGGGAAUCAGAUUGGUGGGGGUUUUCCCUUGUGGUUAACGGGUGUGACAACGUUGACAAUGUUGGAUGUUUCUGGGAAUUUGUUGUCAGGUGAGGUUCCAGUUCAGAUUGGGAAUUUGUCUAGAUUGGAGGAGCUGAAAAUGGCCAAUAAUUCUUUCACUGGGGUGAUUCCUGUUGAGAUUAAGCAAUGUGGUUCAUUGCAUGUUCUUGAUCUUGAAGGAAAUCGUUUUUCUGGUGAAAUUCCUGGUUUUUUAGGUGGUAUGACUGGUUUGAAAGUGCUCUCUCUUGGGGGAAAUCUGUUUUCAGGUUCAGUACCGGGGAGUCUUCGGAAUCUUACUGCACUUGAAACCUUAAAUUUGGGACAUAAUAAGUUAAGUGGAAGCUUGCCAGAGGAGAUAAUGGGAUUGAGCAAUUUGAGUACGUUGGACAUAAGUGGGAACAAGUUUUCCGGUGAGAUUCCUGCAAGUAUUGGGAACCUUAGUAGGGUUGCGGUUUUGAAUCUAAGUGCUAAUGUGUUUUCAGGGAAGAUGCCGGCAAGUUUGGGCAAUUUGUUCAAGCUAACUACUCUUGAUUUAAGCAAGCAGAACCUCUCCGCUGAGUUGCCAUUUGAGCUCUCAGGUUUACCAAAUCUGCAAGUCAUUGCUUUGCAAGAAAAUAUGUUAUCCGGGGAUGUUCCUGAAGGGUUUAGUAGUUUAAUGAGUUUGCGCUAUGUAAAUCUCAGUUCCAAUUCUUUUUCUGGUCAUAUACCGGAAAAUUUUGGCUUUCUUCGUUCAUUAGUAGUUCUUUCAUUGUCUAAUAAUCACAUAACUGGAGUGAUCCCACCAGAGCUUGGAAACUGCACUGAGCUUGAAGCUCUUGAGCUUGGAUCAAAUUCUUUGACAGGUCACAUUCCUGCUGAUCUCUCUCGCCUUUCAAAGUUAAACGUACUAGAAUUGGAUGGUAACAACUUAACCGGAGAAAUCCCAUACGAAAUCUCCAAAUGCUUGUCAUUGACCACUUUGUUACUAGAUGCUAAUCAGCUUUCUGGAAGCAUACCAGAUUCUCUGUCCAAGUUAUCAAAUCUCACAAUGCUGGAUCUUUCUUCUAAUAACUUGAGUGGAGAGAUUCCUGCUAAUCUCAGUCUUCUUUCUGGAUUGGUCUACUUUAAUGUCUCAAGGAACUCCUUAGCAGGAGAGAUUCCAGUUACUCUGGGUUCAAGAUUUAACAGUCCAUCUGCGUUUGCAGAUAAUCAAGACUUAUGUGGAAAGCCAUUGCAUAGGUGUGAGGAUAUAGCUGAAAAGAACAGAAGGAAAAGGUUGAUCCUUUUGAUUGUGGCGGUUGUGUGUGCUGCUUUUCUCUUGUCAUUCUGUUGUUGCUUCUAUGUAUUCAGCCUAUUGAGAUGGCGCAAGAGGCUUAAAGAAGCCGCUGGGGAGAAGAAACGGAGCCCUGCAAGGGCUAGUUCUGGAGCAAGUGGAGGUCGUGGCAGCACAGAUAAUGGAGGGCCAAAGCUUGUUAUGUUCAAUAACAAGAUCACACUAGCAGAAACAAUUGAAGCAACUAGGCAAUUUGCUGAAGAGAAUGUGCUUAGCAGAACCCGGUAUGGGUUAGUCUUCAAGGCUUGUUACAGUGAUGGAAUGGUGCUCUCUGUUCGCCGCCUACCAGAUGGAUCACUUGAUGAGAACAUGUUUAGAAAAGAAGCUGAAUUUCUAGGCAAAGUGAAGCACCGGAACUUAACAGUUCUCCGUGGCUACUAUGCAGGGCCACCUGACUUAAGGCUCCUGGUAUAUGAUUACAUGCCUAACGGCAACCUUGCAACACUCCUGCAAGAGGCAUCCCACCAAGAUGGUCACGUACUCAAUUGGCCUAUGCGCCACCUAAUUGCUCUUGGCAUUGCCCGCGGUUUAGCCUUUCUGCACACAUCCAACAUGGUCCAUGGAGAUGUCAAGCCCCAAAACGUUCUAUUUGAUGCUGAUUUUGAAGCACAUUUGUCAGAUUUCGGCUUGGAUCGUCUCACGCUUGCAACUCCAGCUGAAGCUUCCACUUCAACUUCAGUUGGCACAUUGGGUUAUGUAUCCCCAGAAGCAGUUCUAACAGGGGAAGCCACCAAAGAAUCAGAUGUCUACAGCUUUGGCAUCGUCCUGCUUGAACUACUCACAGGAAAGAGACCAGUCAUGUUCACACAGGAUGAAGACAUUGUGAAAUGGGUCAAGAAGCAGCUUCAAAGAGGCCAAAUCACUGAACUUCUCGAACCAGGUCUUCUUGAGCUGGACCCUGAAUCAUCCGAAUGGGAAGAAUUCCUUCUAGGAGUCAAAGUUGGGUUACUUUGCACAGCUCCAGAUCCUCUUGAUCGACCAACCAUGUCCGACAUUGUGUUCAUGCUUGAAGGUUGUCGUGUGGGCCCUGAUAUUCCCUCCUCAGCGGAUCCCACCUCUCAACCUUCACCGGCAUAAACAACCCCAAAAUCCGAACCCUUUUUUUACUUUUCCUGUCUCAUGAAAACUUUUAACCAUUUUUUUAGUUUCAGGGGCGAAAAUGUAACACUAGGGUGAAAUUUUUUCUUUUGUUCAGUUAAUUCUUGUUCCAUUUGCUUUUUUGGUUGGUUACUUUCCUUUCUACACCUUUGCCAAUCGCCACUGUUCCUUUUCAUGCUGGCCUUGGGGGAAAAGUGAGGGUCUUUUGAGAGAGUGAAGUAAGUUCAAAAAGUUCAAUACUUUCUCUCAGUCAACGAAAUGGACAAAGCUCAGUUCCAGAUGCCCCGAAAGCAGACAACGACCGUUGCGGUCCCACAUGGUUGUUUCGCGCCAAACGCGAGAGGAUUGCUUUUGCCCUGGAUUCGUCACGUGGCACAACGAAAAAUGUAGCCGUUAAAUUGCAGACCCCGAGAUGUACACCCUGGAAAAGAGUUUAAAAGAAAAACCUGGUGUUGUUUUUUGUACUAUUUUUUCUUUCUCUCAGGACGGGAGGGCCGAGGAGGGGGGGCUUUGGAUUUUGGUUCGUAACUAUGUUGAGUAAUGCUGAAAAAGGGUAGUUUCGGAAUCUCCUGAGGAUGCCACGUGGGGGAUCAUAUGUUGCCCUGGGAUUAUUUUUCCAUUGUUCCGGGGCAUGGCAAUGGAGGACAAAGCUGAAAAAAGUAGGAGGGAGAAGAAGAAGAAGAAGACAAGGACACAAAAUUUCAGGGUCCCACUGCAACAGAAAGGUGUGGGAAAGUGACCGGCGGGGUGGUGGUGAAAAUGAAACGAUGGCUCACGGCCUCAAUUACUUUUUGAACCUUUUUUGGUGGGUCAUCAUCUUUAUUGCCUGGAAUUAAAUUGUUAUCUUUAUUUAAGCUGUAUUUUGAUUGUAAGUGAAAGCAACAGACGUAAGUACCAGCUUACCUGUUUUGCUAAUUCAAGUUUUUCCAGAAUCAAACCCUUCAGUCACACCCCUCUUUUUCCA
Theobroma cacao (cacao) is the source of this 4997-nucleotide messenger RNA. RefSeq lists its product as uncharacterized. Gene Ontology annotation, molecular function: protein kinase activity; protein binding; ATP binding. The record is from RefSeq and is a predicted model, not a curated record. Gene Ontology annotation, biological process: protein phosphorylation. Lineage: Eukaryota; Viridiplantae; Streptophyta; Magnoliopsida; Malvales; Malvaceae.